Messenger RNA from Onychostoma macrolepis, 790 nucleotides. RefSeq names its product NEDD8 ubiquitin like modifier (gene nedd8). The transcript has 4 exons. Lineage: Eukaryota; Metazoa; Chordata; Actinopteri; Cypriniformes; Cyprinidae. Gene Ontology annotation, cellular component: cytoplasm; nucleus. Gene Ontology annotation, molecular function: ubiquitin protein ligase binding; protein tag activity. Gene Ontology annotation, biological process: modification-dependent protein catabolic process; protein neddylation; regulation of proteolysis. Bases 262 to 501 code for a protein of 79 amino acids. The record is from RefSeq and is a predicted model, not a curated record.
GAAGUUAUGUGUAUUUAAAUAGAAAAAUCUAAACAAUUACUUCAUUUUACGAAGUUAUUAACCCGCUAUUUUCCACACGGACCCCCGGAACGUUUCCUCCAGACUCGAGAAUGGUAGGAAUUAUUUUUCAGAGACGCAGGAACUUCGGUGGGGAAACUGUGGGAGUAAUUUGAUUAGAGGUAUCUGAACUUCUUCCACCAUCGCCUAAUUACAUUCGCAUUCAAUUUCCCUGCAUGUAUUUCUAAAACAGAAGAAGCCACAAUGUUAAUUAAAGUCAAGACCCUCACUGGCAAAGAAAUCGAGAUCGACAUCGAGCCCACAGACAAGGUGGAGAGAAUAAAAGAGAGAGUGGAGGAGAAAGAGGGAAUCCCACCCCAGCAACAGAGACUCAUCUACAGUGGAAAACAGAUGAAUGAUGAGAAAACGGCAGCUGAUUACAAGAUCCAGGGUGGCUCCGUGCUGCAUCUGGUUCUUGCACUGAGAGGUGGGUGGGUCCACUAGCAUCCCAGCAGCCUCCUCCUCUCAUCUGUGUAACCACAAGUCCUGUCUUGGCCACUGUAGUUAUCCAGUGUACUCGCACAUGUCACCAGAAACCAUUUGAACCAUCUGGACUGACGAGUGGUAGCCACUGCAUUCUUUGUUCUUGGAAUAUUCAUCAGUUUUUUCCUGUUAAUGCCACUCCCUGUUAGUUUGUUAAGAGCAUCAUUGUGCUCUUUUUGUUAAGUUUACAAGUGUUAAAAAUCAAGGUAAAACUGAUGUAUCAGUUUGUCAAUAAAAAUCGAUGCAACCA